Messenger RNA from Talaromyces rugulosus, 2385 nucleotides. RefSeq lists its product as uncharacterized. The transcript is spliced from 5 exons. NCBI's taxonomy places the organism in Eukaryota, Fungi, Ascomycota, Eurotiomycetes, Eurotiales, Trichocomaceae. The record is from RefSeq and is a predicted model, not a curated record. The coding region runs from base 1 to 2385 and encodes 794 amino acids.
AUGCGAUCGGCAGGUCUCUUUCUUCUCUUUGGCACCGUGAUGGCCAUUCCAGACUCUCAUUCGGGUCCCAAGGCAUUGAUUUAUCGUGGACCUGCAGCCUGCGACGGAUGUCCAGAAUCAGUUGCUGCACUCCUCCAGUCUUCUGCGUCUAAAUUCGCCAUCGAGUAUGCCGGGCCCAAUGAGAAAAUUGAUAUCAACGCAGAUUCUUUGAGUAAAGUUGAUCUCUUCGUUCAGCCAGGAGGCGGCGAUCUCGAGCCAGGCUGGAAGCAUACAAAAAAGUACAAAAAGGCCAUCCGCGAAUACGUCGCUCAGGGCGGGAGAUACGCCGGUUUUUGCCUUGGAGCGUACCUAGCUGGUCCCCAUCUUGGAUACGAUCUUCUCCCUCCAGGCUCAUCUAUCGCUGACGAGAUGGACCAGCCCGGUGCGCAGGUGAAGAAUACCACGGACACUGUCAUCCAGGUCGAUUGGAAUUUCCAGACAGGCACAAAGAAGGGUCAAAAGCAGGAUGGCCGGUGGUUAUAUUUCCAAGACGGGGCUGUUGUAAAACUGUCAGAAUCAGCAAAAGCGGACGCACUUGUUCUUGGUAGGUUCUCAAGUAACGGAGAUAUUGCUGCUUCUGUGACUUCUUUUGAGAAAGGAUGGGUUGGCCUCGUGGGCCCCCAUCCUGAGGCCGAUGAGAGUUGGUAUCAGUUGGUCAAUGUGACCAACCCGGACGGAGUCAACUUUGAUAUCGGCCAUGAUUUUGUAGAAAGCAUCAUGGCUCAGAGGAAAGACCACAUGGUCUCGGUGUGGGGCUCAAGAGCUCCAAAUAACCAGUCUCGCGCUGAGGAAGGCGACAGACGAAGUGACGAGCAAGAGGAUUCUUCUGUCGCGCGAGAAUCGCGAGAGGCCGAUGAGCAUACGCGUCUACUGCCACGAAGCAACGGUGAUGGCUACCUGAGUCCGGACGACCCAGCUGUAUCCCCAUACAACCUCUGGAACGUCCGCGCCCUACGCUUCUUCUCAACUCUCUUCCUCGCCAUCAGCUUCGUCUGGUGGGUGCUGCUGUUCGUCUCGAUCUUCGUCAGUCCGCCGGGGAUGCACAACCGUGGUUCGGGCUUUACCGACUUCUCAUACACCACGCUAACCGUGGGCAAUCUCAUCAUUGGCCUGCUCUUCUUCGCGCUACCGUCGCAGCCCAUGCUAAUCUGGAACGGCGUUCUCGCGGUCCUGCUCGUCUCGGACAUGAUCUUGGUUCUUGCGGUGCCGCGUCUCCGACUGGAAGAAGGAUGGGUCGGCAUCGCAUCCGUGGUCUGGGCGGCUUUCAUCGCGCUGUAUAACAUGGCCCAAGUUUAUUCUGUGGAGAAGGGCAAGGAGCAGGAAGAGGAACGGCUGACGGGCCGCGUGGAAACCAGACGCACGCUGCUACAGUGGCUUGCUGUGCUGGCCGAGACCGUGGUGCUCGGUAUCAUUGCCCUUGUGGCCAUCCUGCUCACGGCCACCCUGAUCCUGCGCGCCAGAGAUGCCAGCCUGCAAGCCCCCGGCCGGAAAUAUCUAGUCAACAAUGAGAAAUACGAGGUUCACUUGGCCUGCAUCGGCAACGAGACGACGACCACCAGCAUCAACGAAAAGAAGCCACCGACAAUCCUCGUCGAAGCCGGCGAGCGUCCCUCAGAACACAGUCUGCAGCCUUUUAUUCACAACGCCUACGCCAACGGAACCAUCCCUCGCUACUGCUACUGGGACCGGCCCGGCAUCGCCUGGUCCGACAACGCGCCCUCGCCACACUCCGCCGGCAUGUCCGCCGAUGUUCUCUCCGAAGUGCUCGCGCUAGCCGGCGAGGAGGGGCCCUGGAUCAUCGUCACGGCCGGCAUAGGCAGCAUCUACAGCCGCAUCUUUGCGAGCCGCCACAUGCACGACGUGACUGGGCUAUUGCUAAUCGACCCAACCCACGAGGACCGGCUGCACGGCGACAUUGGCAACCCCGGACACGGAUUCGCGCUCUGGGGUCGCGGAAUCAUCUCGCCGCUGGGUCUCGACCGUCUGGCCGGCGUGAUCUUCAAGGGCCGUACCCGCGAAGACCGCACGUACGGCCAAGUAGCGUACCAGGGCGGGCGCUUCAUCAAGGCCAAGCUACAGGAAAACCUAGUUGCGGCAAGCAUAACGGCUAGCGAAAUCGCGAGCGCGAAGAACAUCCAGACGCCCGAAACGCCUCUGGUUGUGGUUAGUUCUGGUGUGGAGGUUGGCCGCAGCGAGUCGUGGGCAAAGCAGCAGCAGAGUCUGACGGGGAUCACGGAUCAUCUGGUCUCGUGGGAUAUUGUCAAGGGCGCGCCUCAUGAGGUUUGGCAGACGUUUGAGGGACGGACGGUGUUGGAGAAGAGGCUCAAGAAGCUCGUCAAGCAGUAA